UUUUAAUAGAACUUUAUGUUUGCCUUUUAAAGUUUAUUGGUUAUUCCUUAAUGCAAUGCCUUGGAAUUUCUUUUGUAAUUUUUUCGUCCAUUAAAUAUUUCAUGGUAUGUAAGCAAAUGCUAAACUAAGGGCUACUUGAAGGGAUAUUGUGAUUACUUAGUAAGGAGAAUAAUUUCACCUUGUUUUAUUUGUUGAUUAGGUUUUAUUGUGAAAUCGUUUAAUUUUGUGCCUGGCUCCACCCUUAAGGUCCCCGCCCCAUACUGGUAAUUUAGUACUCAAGUGGCGUGGUCAAGAGGCCCCCUCUUACCUAAGCAGUUUGAAGCCUUCCACUCUCCCAGAUCCCAGAGCUUUUGCUUUGUUUUCCUUCUAAUCUAAAUCCCAGCAUUCUUCAAUACCUGGCAAAUGCCUUUUCUCUUUCAGGAAGCCAUCUGACCACCUUUAUUUCUAUAUGUUUUGAAGCCCAAGUGCCAGAGCUUAUUUGGGAAAUUGAUGUUCUUUGGUUUCAAAAAACACAGAAUCUAGAGGAGACAGAGAAAUACAGUAACAAAAGAGUACUCAGUACUUAUACCAGGGGCAUACAGGGCCUGUAGGAACACAGAGGAGGCUCCUAACUAGCAGAGUGGGUGGUGGGGCCUGUUGAGGUCAUUUCAGUACCCAUGAGUCUUGAGUCCCCAGCUAGACUGGGCAAUUCUUAGAGGAGGGUGGGGAUGCCAACAUGAGAAACACGUUGGCCUGUUCUUUGCUCAGAGAUAAGUCUGGUUAUGUCCUUAGUGGGGCUGAAGUGAAAUUACUGAGCCUAGAUUAUGAGCCUACCUUCUUACCCUUCCCUCAGCAUCUGCCCUACUGGGCUAAUUACUAAUACUCUUUUUUCCCCCAAGAUGAAAUGUGGCAACUGUGGUGAGAUUUCAGAGAAGUGGCAAUACAUUCGGCUGAUGGACAGUGUGGCACUGAAGGGAGGCCGUGGCAGUGCCUCCAUGGUCCAGAAGUGUAAGCUGUGCUCAAGGGAAAACUCCAUCGAGAUUUUGAGCAGCACCAUCAAAUCUUACAACGCUGAAGACAAUGAGAAGUUCAAGACAAUAGUAGAAUUUGAGUGCCGGGGCCUCGAACCAGUUGAUUUCCAGCCCCAGGCUGGGUUUGCCGCUGAGGGCGUGGAAUCGGGGACAAUCUUCAGUGACAUUAAUCUGCAGGAGAAGGACUGGACUGAAUAUGAUGAAAAGGCUCAGGAGUCUGUGGGAAUCUACGAGGUGACCCACCAGUUUGUGAAGUGCUGAACCCUCUUCCUGCACACUUGCCUCUAAGAACUGAGAAGGGACAAUGUGCCCCAAGCAGCAGAGCCCACUGAGGCUCAUCCCCUCAUCCCUUGUUUCCUGGCAGCUCUCCAAGCCCUCAGUCUGCAUGCUGGGCUCUGUCACAGCUUCCAGGCCCCACCAAUAAAGCCCCCGUUUGUGCUGUACUUGUACACGAAGGUAGUCAGGUAGCAGCCACUCCCUCCACAAAUAAGAAUUCAUGUUGGAGGUCUUACUGCUUCCUGACACCUUCCCACAAUAAGAAUCUUACACUUGA
Hipposideros armiger (great roundleaf bat) is the source of this 1563-nucleotide messenger RNA. RefSeq names its product CXXC motif containing zinc binding protein (gene CZIB). Lineage: Eukaryota; Metazoa; Chordata; Mammalia; Chiroptera; Hipposideridae. The record is from RefSeq and is a predicted model, not a curated record. The transcript has 6 exons. The coding region runs from base 804 to 1271 and encodes 155 amino acids. Gene Ontology annotation, molecular function: zinc ion binding.